AUACACAAAUAGACAAUAUUCCAUAGAGAGAAUAUCACUUGUAAAAGACUAAAUUACUAUUAAACGACAAAAUGUUUUUCCACAAGCAAUUUGCUCACUAAUGCAUAAAAUUCUAUUAACGUAUCAACUAAUUAUUAUGUUCAACGUUUGAUAAAUAGUAGAAUCGAUACGGUAGCAGACGCCAAUAUAAUCUCAAAAGUAAUAAAUACAUAUACAAGCUGACAGUAGGGCGUAGAAAAUAAAUGGAACAAAAUACAUAAAGUAAUUCAAAUGUUUCUAUUACAUGACUUACCUUAAACCCAGUGGUAAAAGAUGCGGCAAUUGUCGUAGACGCGGUCGCUUAAUUGCAUCAACAUGAGUAAUGCCAUUAGUAUGAACUGGUUAAAUUCGACUGAAGGAGAAUCUCUUUUGCAUCAUUUCUAUAACAGAUCUACCAAUAAAAGACGGUUUUAUGGUAUUCUCGAAAGGCCACCAUUACCAUCUUCCAUUGAAGAAGUUACAUACAAGAUAUUUAUAAUUGGUAGAUCAGGCGUUGGUAAAACUUCAGUAGUAUCUCGUUUGGCUGGAAAUGUUGGAUAUAGUGGCUAUUUUGAAACUAAUGGUAUCAAAAAAACAACAAUAUAUUGGCCAGUGAAAAUUUGGGACAAAGUAGUCCUCUUUAAAUUACAUUUCUGGGAUACAUCUGAAAACAGCAUUAAGAAGUACAAUCAUAUUUUACCAGUAAGUUUUGUCAUUUUACACCAGGCGUGUAAAGAUAAGGUGGAUGCUGUGUGUACCGUUUUUUCCUUUGAUGAUGCGAGUAGCUUCAACGAUGUACCGCAACUUAUGAAUUCUAUGAGUGCCAUUGCAGAAAAACCUGGCAAUAUUGUAAUUGGAACAAAAUACCGUGCCUGGUCAUCACUAGCUGUAACCGACACUCAAGUUAAUGAAUUUGAAGAAAAAUGGAAAGUUAAAAUCAUCAGAAUUGACACCCACAAAUCUGUCACCAGACCAGAAAUAUUUGAUUGUUCGUAUCAAUUAAAUUGGAUAUGUGAAACAUUGUGGGACAGAGACCAGGAAUUUAUAUCCAAACAGGUGGUACAAGUAUAAUAAAAUUAAGAAUUCUGAUAAUGGA
This is a messenger RNA of Cephus cinctus (wheat stem sawfly), 1114 nucleotides long. Its product is annotated as REM2- and Rab-like small GTPase 1. The transcript has 5 exons. The record is from RefSeq and is a predicted model, not a curated record. Gene Ontology annotation, molecular function: GTPase activity; GTP binding. The coding region runs from base 355 to 1089 and encodes 244 amino acids. NCBI's taxonomy places the organism in Eukaryota, Metazoa, Arthropoda, Insecta, Hymenoptera, Cephidae.